AUGUGCGCCCUACUUAGCUCCGAAACAGAAGACUACAAACUGGAUGUGAUGUUCAGCCGCACCACUGCGUCCCAGUUGCACCUCGACCCCGAUAUGCAGGCUUUGGCCAAGGCGGGCUACUUGGAAUACGGGAGCAAUGUCCUCAAGAACGCCGACACCAAGAACCAGCCCGGGCCCUCGGAGAUGAGGAACACCCUUUACAAGAACUUGGCGGCGGACUCGUACAACCUCCUGCUCCCCAACUCCCAGGAGCUGAUGCUAGAGGAUACGGUGAUGGGGUACACGGAGAUGGAGCUGAUAGCCUACAUUGUGUUCAUGAUGAUGGUGGCCAGGAAAAGGGAGAGGACGAACUUCCUGCACUUGGACUACCACGACAGCAGCGACGUGGACAAGAAAAGAGUGUCCGAACUGAUCAAGGUCAAGGUGAUGAACAUGUUGGAAAUGUGCCUCAUUGCGGAGUAG
Molecule: messenger RNA, 462 nt
Organism: Penicillium brevicompactum
Lineage: Eukaryota; Fungi; Ascomycota; Eurotiomycetes; Eurotiales; Aspergillaceae
Exons: 1
Coding region: 1-462 (153 amino acids)
Source: RefSeq, a predicted model, not a curated record